UGUGUGGAAGUGGACGGGAGGGUGAUCGGUCUGGAGUAGAUGUGCUGGGGUGAUGAGGCGUUUCCCGCAGCGGCCGGGAAGGCCCCUAGAGGUUCCUCACCACAAGAGAUAUUGACUAUUGAUGCCCCAUGUGAGGAGAGUCUGCCGUGUUGUCCUUGUGAGGAGGCGCUGGGUAGUGCCUGGUCCUGGCCCCAUGUAGGAGCAGUCUGUUGGGGCUAUACAGGAAAGGUUAUUCAGAAUUAAUUCUCAUGUCAGCAGAAAGCUCAACCAUCACAGUUCGCCUUGUUCGCUCUUUUGAACACCGGAAUUUCAGACCUGUGGUGUAUCAUGGAGUUAACUUGGAUCAGACAGUAAAGCAGUUCAUUACUUUUGUGCAGAAGGAUGUGCCUUCAAGAGCAGGACUUCCUCCUCCUUUCAAGAAUUACAAGUAUGAUACAAUGAAGAUUAUUCACCAGCCACACAAAUCUAAGACUGGUGAACUUGUAGUGGGUUUGGAGGACGAUGACAAACUGAUUUUGAAAGAAGGCAGUACGCUGAAAGCAGCUGGAGUAGCAAAUGAGACUGAAUUAGCAUUCUUCUGUGAGGAAGAUUACAGAAUCUACAAAGCUAAUCCUGUUUCAGCCUGGUGAAGAUCCCAAGAGAUUGUUUUGUUUUCCCGUACCUGUUGUGAAUUUUCCUUAUUCUGCUUAAUGAGAUUUUGCUUAAAGAUCAAUAAAUCCUAGAGGAUUGCUUUGCAAACAGUGCAAUUCCCUUCCUAUAGAAAUUAAUUUCUGUCAAUAUGAAAAGACUGAGAGAAGGAAAAGUGGAGGACAGAAAUGACUUGUCUUCUUUCUUGCAUUUCUUUUUACUUUGCUUGCCUCUUUCAGUGCACACAGUGCCAUCUCUGACCUGUGACACAUGUUCUUGGAUCCUAUAGCAGACAUUAGCUAUGUAUGGAGAUUAUACAAUGCACAGUAAGAUGCCAUCACAGUGCUGGCUUCUAAUGAAAAUGGAAAAGUUUUAUGACCAAGCCACUGGGUGUUUAGGAGGGCUGGAGAAGAGAAUCUCUGUUUUAAGCCAUUGCUUUACUUCUCUCAUUUUAUGUUUGAUUGCUUUUGUUUAAAUGGUGCAGACUGGCAAGUGUUUCAUGCUCUUCACUAGUGAAUGCUUUCCUUUAUAUUCUCUUCUAGCCCUCUUUAGCAUUCUGGAGGGGACAGAUGACUGUUAGGAGGCUUUUGUGUUCGAGGACCAGCUCGCUUCUGUCUAGCUUUACUUCAUGGAGACACCUUAAUGUAAGAGAUAGCAAUUUGAGUUCUGCCAGGACAUCAGUGUGUGGAAGUAAGAACUGGGCUCUUUUCCAGAUGGAGGGAAAGCUUAUGAUUUCAGAUUUAAGAAUAAAACUAGAAUAGUUGCAUUUUUGCAAGGAGAGGCCCUGUCUGAGAGCCAAGACUGGAAUUGAUUUUUUCAUGCUUUCCAAGAGCCAAAUAUUCUGUUGCUGUAUGUUAGUUCUUGGUGAUCCCAGGCUUUCCUACUACAUUAACUAAGUCAAGAAUAAUGAGAAAUAAACAUGCAUUCAAUAAAGUACCUUUAGAUAGAUACUGCUUAUGAAACUGCUUUUUAGGGGUACCAGGAUGGGGCACUGUGCCUUUAAGCCUCUCUUGACCGUGAUAAAAGUGA
This is a messenger RNA of Dryobates pubescens (Downy woodpecker), 1656 nucleotides long. It is a transcript of the gene C2H2orf76, whose product is annotated as chromosome 2 C2orf76 homolog. The coding region runs from base 249 to 629 and encodes 126 amino acids. The record is from RefSeq and is a predicted model, not a curated record. The transcript has 6 exons. Lineage: Eukaryota; Metazoa; Chordata; Aves; Piciformes; Picidae.